Pisolithus orientalis is the source of this 1344-nucleotide messenger RNA. Its product is annotated as snare associated Golgi protein-domain-containing protein. The transcript has 4 exons. The record is from RefSeq and is a predicted model, not a curated record. Bases 1 to 1344 code for a protein of 447 amino acids. NCBI's taxonomy places the organism in Eukaryota, Fungi, Basidiomycota, Agaricomycetes, Boletales, Pisolithaceae.
AUGUCACUAGCAGUGCCUCCACCGAACCGUCAUCGCGCAUCCUCCACCAACGUACGUCCCGCUCUGACAAUAAAUACGCUGGGUAGACGACGUUCGUUGUCGUUGGCCCUGCCGAUUCAGCAGAGUUCAGAACCUUCCACUCCCACCGCUGCUCACCCAGCAGCAGCCAGCAUUUCUACUUCUUCUUUAUCUCAGCCAUCUCAACCAUCUAUGUUGGGGUUGCUGGUCUCAAAGUGCCUCGAGCUGUUGCACGUGCCCACGCAACAUUCUAUCAACUGGUCCACUCCAUCGUCUCCUUAUUCAAGCAGCGAUGACGAUUUAGUGCUUCCCCUUUCUGCCUCUUCACAGAAGGCUACGUUCGGUGAUGUUUCUAACGAGAAACAGACUUCCAAGUCACACCGGCUGUGCCUGCGCACUCCUACAGUGCACGAACCACUCUUGCUCGUUGUGCUCUUGUUCCCCUUGUCAACGGCACUCGUCUUUCUGUCCCUGUACUCCCUACCCAUCUCUGUCACCUGGCCUCGUACCCUUUCUGAACUUGCAGAGCUCAAUUUGGAGCUUCAAAGAUAUUCACAGAGUGGGCCUGGCCCUCUUGCACAUGUCAUAGGUGUGCUAUCCGUUACAGCAGUGUGGAAACAUGCAUGGUCCAUUCCGGGAAGCGUCAUCUGGAAUGUCCUUGCCGGCGCAUUAUUCCACCCGCUGUGGGCAACGUUGCUUCUCUCCGCUUUGACAACUAUGGGCUCGGUAUUUGCAACUCUACUGUGCAUGCCUUUGGCACCUUCAUUGAGUCGCCUCUGGCCGCGGGCAUUGGAAAUGACUCGAAAUGCCAUCGAGGGCGAACCCGAUUUGUCUACCAGUUCAAAAUUAAAGUCACCAGCUUGGGUCCGUCUGUCCAUAUUACGCCUCGUCGGGAUUGUACCUUGGUCGGGAAUUAAUAUCGCGUGCGGGGUGUGUGGUGUCGCAUUGUCCGACUGUACUCUUGGCUCGUUCAUCGGCUGUUUACCAUGGACCGCUGUUACGUGUCAAAUCGGUGACAUCCUUCAGACUGUAGCGUCCGCUGCAUCACCGGCACAUGAGACUGUGUCGUCGUUGUUGGCAUCCCCUGACAUUGUGCUCAAGUUGGUAGUCCUGUCCUUCCUCUCACUUGCACCUAUUUUGGGUCGGGAACGGUUGCGCGCCCUCGUUCUAAAAUCACCAUCAGUACAAUCGGACAUUGCGAAGGUGGACAAGCGGAAUUGGUUGCUUAGGUGGCCAACGACGAUAAGACUGCCAUCUAGGGCGCGAUCGCGCACUGAAGACAGGAGGCCAGACCAGACUGCACCACCCAAAUCUGCUUUUCCCUGA